Prunus armeniaca (apricot) is the source of this 924-nucleotide messenger RNA. The record is from the annotation of a GenBank genome assembly. Lineage: Eukaryota; Viridiplantae; Streptophyta; Magnoliopsida; Rosales; Rosaceae.
AUGAUGAAGUUGUCCUAUCAUGGUGUUUCUGUGGUCUUGCCAAUAACAAGGUUCUGUGAAUGGCAUGCGUUUAGCUUAUCUUGCUUUGCUUAUUCUUUAAUAUGCAAAAUGGCAUUUUUGCUUGUACCUCACUGCCUGUGUUUAGUUACUGCUGAUUUUGUAAGACAAAAAUCAUCAUCCGCAGCAACAGCAGCAUUUGAAAGAAAAAGCAGCUCUGAAUGUGAUGGUUGCUCGCCAAGAUUGAAUACAUCAAACUUAGAAGACACUGAUUCAUUCUCUAGAAAUAAUUCUUAUGAAGAAACUUCCCCUGAAAACUGCUCAGUAGAUCAUGAAGCAGAUUUGAAGAACUCCAGAGAGGGUAGAGGGGGUGAGGAGCUGUCAGGUGAAAUCUCGGUUGCUCUUCAACGUUGUCUCUUGGGCGGUAAAAGUGGAUCUGAUGGGAAUCUGCUAGAUGCCCCAGGUACUGCUAUAAAGUAUUAUGUGGCCAAAGAAAAGUCCAGUGGCAUGACUUAUCUUUUAAAGAAACUGAUGUUCCCAAAGGCUGCUUUGAGCAAUACAGGCAUCCCAAAAGUAAAUGUUGCAGCUGGUGCAUCAGGCGAUGAGCAACCAGAGGUUGACGUAAGCGAUGAGGAAUUUCUGCAAUUUGACACAUCUAGGGUCCCUGUCAUAGUUACAUUAACAAAGGUAGGCAGGCACUAUAUUGUAGAAGCCACUUCAGAAGAGGAAUCACAAAUGUGCUUGGCUGUUUCUAUUUCCAUCAAUAGGCAAGGCCGCAUUUGUGGGUUGACAAAACGGGGAGGUGCCGGCCUAGAUCCAAGCAUCAUUCUUGACAUGAUAUCUGUGGCAAAAACAGUAAGUGAGCAGCUGAUAAACACAUUGGAUUCUCAUAUAGCUGCUGCUGAAGCUGGCGAAGAGGAGUCGUGA